AUGGGAAAUUCCAUCUCCCAACCGGACAAUGAAAGCCCACCAGUUUCGCUACGGUGCCGCCAAAAACAAGGAGGCAAUAUCACCAUUGGAGCGCCACAAGAAGUUGUGAUACAUGUUCCUCGAAACCGGCUCGACCGACACGGGGUUCCUAUACAACAAGUCACACGGGAUAUAGAUCGAAAUGUACUCUUCGCCGCAUUACAACACGUUGCCAGAUAUAUAUCCCAUCGCGGCCAGAGCAUCACGGUCAUCGCUGUGGGCGGAGCUGUCAAUACCCCCUAUCUUCAGUCUCGCGGAACGACACACGACGUUGACGUUUUCGGUUCCACAUUUACCAAUAAAGCUCGAAUGCUCCUAGAUGAAGCGAUGCAAGACGCCCAGCGACAUUACCGAGACCUCGGAACCGAUUGGAUCAACACAGAGACACAGAUGUGUAUGCCGGGGUCAUUACAUGAUCGGUUAACCGUAGCUGCCGAGAGACAAAACGUCAAGAUAUUCAAUCAGCCAGGGUUGACCAUGUAUGCAGCUCCGUGGAAUUAUGCCUUUUCGGCAAAUGUGAAUCGCAUUCUAACGGACGGUGAUCAAGCCCGGCCAUACGAUCUUGACGACGCGGUCACAUACAUCCACAAGUAUAUUCACAAUCAAGGUAACCGGCCAGUGUCAAUAACAACGGCGUUGGCGUUGGAUUGGGCCAAGCAAUUUCAUCACAAGAGCACGGCAAAUCUUCUCCGCACGCAGGUCAACCAGGCCUACCGGAGGCGGUAUGGUGUCAACGCUUUCGUUUAA
Molecule: messenger RNA, 786 nt
Organism: Talaromyces atroroseus
Lineage: Eukaryota; Fungi; Ascomycota; Eurotiomycetes; Eurotiales; Trichocomaceae
Exons: 1
Coding region: 1-786 (261 amino acids)
Source: RefSeq, a predicted model, not a curated record